UCCGUAGCUAAACAAAGAUGGCGUCCACCGAAGCUCAACCUCGGUUUGGUCAGUCUGUUAAAGGCUUAUUAUCGGAUAAAGUGGGUUCUUGCAGCGUGGACGUGAUUGCUCUGACGCGACAGGUGCUUAAAGUUUCCCGCAGCCAAGAACUUCUAGGCCAAGCGGCCAGAAACAUGGUCAUUCAGGAGGAUGCUAUCCUGCACUCUGAGGAUAGUCUAAGAAAAAUGUCCAUCAUCACUACGCAUUUACAAUACCAGCAGGAGGCCAUCCAGAAAAAUGUGGAGCAUUCGAAAAACCUGCAGGAUCAGCUGGCACAUCUGCUCAAGUGACAUCAUAUGAAAUUUUUUUGUCAUUCGAUAAAAGCAGCCAUAACAUGACUGCUUGCUGAAUAUAAGUACUGUAUAUUCCAAACAAUUGUUUUUCCUGUACAAAGAUUAUUUGGGGUGGGCACCUAACGACAGGAUUUGCGAUACAAGGCUCACGAUAACUGUGAUCUCAUGAUAUGUCGAUACAAAAAUUAUUGAUAUGUGGGUUAGGAAAUCAUUCUAUGAUAUUCCACAAACAAGCUAUUUUCCUUAUUUGCUAUGAAUUGGAAUGUGUUUAUCACUCGGAGGCGU
Molecule: messenger RNA, 617 nt
Organism: Corythoichthys intestinalis (scribbled pipefish)
Lineage: Eukaryota; Metazoa; Chordata; Actinopteri; Syngnathiformes; Syngnathidae
Gene: borcs7
Product: BLOC-1 related complex subunit 7
Exons: 5
Coding region: 18-329 (103 amino acids)
Cellular component (GO): BORC complex
Source: RefSeq, a predicted model, not a curated record